GUGGUAACAAUGUAUUUGUUACAUCAAUUUUCCUUUAUGGUUCAUUAUAUUGAACUAUAGUCCGGAAAGAAUUCUUGUUUGGAACUUGGAAGUGUAGUGCAUAAAGAACAUUAAGACUAUACGAAGGAUGUAGUUCAUGGAACUUCUUAAGCUGAGUCGGGAAUUGCAUGCAGCCCUUAUACAAAUAGAAAGUUUAUCCAUUGUAAGCUGUGAUUUGAAAAAUCUUGGUAUGAUCAUAUAAAAGCAUAGUGCAUAUAAACGGGUAAGGUGGAUUAGAGAGAGAAGCAAUCUGAAUCUGGUUUCGUUUCCACUUUCCAGCAUUAGGGAUAGCUUUUGCCACUAAAGGAGAAUAUAAACACGAAAAGCAUACCAACUCUUUAAUAACAAAAUCGACACUGUUAUGAACAGAGAACCAACAUUCAAGAUCCAAGCUAGCACCAUUUGUCCAACUGCCCCCAUUGUUAUUCACGCUUCACAAGCUCCCUCCAAGUGAUAAGGUUCCUCUUUUGAUCUGCUUUAUCAGAGAUAAGGCAUAUGUAUUUGUUCCCAAUAUGGUCGUUUAGUGCUAUGCCAAAUUUGGGGCCUGAAAUUUGGUGGAGUUGGAUGAGGUGGUGAUCUCAUUAUUGGUUUAAAAUAUAUGAACAACAAAGCAAGUACGAUUAGGUAGUCUUUUAAACUCUGUUCAUCAUGUGAUAAGUCCUCGAUGGAAGAGACUUUUCUAUUUUCUUUUGGGGUUUACAACUGAUAUGGUCCUGAAUCAUGACGCAAAACCUUACUUUGCGGUUUUUUAUAGUCAAUGAAGACUACCAAAAGCUACUACAACAGCCUAUUGGUGAAUUAAGAGAGUGCAUGUAUAAAUACCGCUAGGACCAUGCUCUUCCAUGCACAGCUCCGAGUUUCAAAAACACAUCGAAAGCACAAGAGUUUGUUUAGGAACUAAAUCCAGAGAGAAAUAUGAAGGGAGCUUCAGCAGCUAUUGAGAUUGGUGAGUCCAAAAUCGGUUCAACACCAAGAAGCGGGGUGAACAGAGGGGCAGCGAUACUCGACUUCAUUCUAAGGAUAAUCGCCUUUCUUGGUACCUUAGCGAGUGCUAUAGCUAUGGGAACAACCAGGGAAAGACUUCCUUUCUUCACACAGUUCCUUCAGUUUAGGGCUGAGUAUGAUGAUCUUCCAACAUUUACGUUCUUUGUGGUUGCCAAUUCCAUCGUAUGUGCCUAUCUGAUGUUUUCCCUAGCUCUUUCUAUCUUCCACAUCAUAAGAAGCAAUGCAAAGAACAGUAGAAUAAUCUUGAUCUUCUUCGACACGGGAAUGCUGGCUCUUCUGACAGCAGGUGCCUCGGCCGCCACAGCUAUUGUGUACUUAGCACACAAGGGGAAUGCCAAGGCAAACUGGUUCGCAAUCUGUCAACAAUUCAAUUCCUUCUGCGAACGAAUCUCUGGCUCUUUGAUUGGAUCUUUCGUGGCAAUUGUUAUUUUCGUUCUCUUGAUCUUAAUGUCAGCUGCCGCCCUUUCUCGGCGUUGAGUAUCGUAUAUUUCAAUGAUGCACACACGUGUGUGUACUAGUGUGCAUCAGUUUGUUAAUUAGUGUGUAUUUCCAUGUGACAGUUUGAAUUGGUGUGACUUGUGUGCCACAUUUUAAGUUUCUCAAUUUCAUAUGAAAUGUUUAGAUUGCAUUAAUGUAAUCCAAUUCCUUAUUUCCUUGACCAAUUAUU
Rosa rugosa (rugosa rose) is the source of this 1711-nucleotide messenger RNA. RefSeq names its product casparian strip membrane protein 1. The transcript has 3 exons. The coding region runs from base 955 to 1521 and encodes 188 amino acids. The record is from RefSeq and is a predicted model, not a curated record. NCBI's taxonomy places the organism in Eukaryota, Viridiplantae, Streptophyta, Magnoliopsida, Rosales, Rosaceae.